AUGAAUCCUCUUAGCGCGUGGAAACCAGGUCCCGGACCUCUUUACUCUACGAUUACCGGACUUUGGGAGACUUUCGGACUACCUUCACCACCUGUCGAGUACAGAACAUGGGUCAGCGGUACAUCUCCACUGAGUACGCAAAAGGCGGUUGUUGCGGCAAUUGGCACAUAUCUCUUGGUCAUCUUUGGAGGAAGAGAGAUUAUGCGCUCGAGAUCAGCUUACAAGCUCACGCCUCUCUUCCAAGCUCACAACUUGUUCCUCACCGCUAUCUCUGCCCUCAUUCUUGGCUUGAUGGUUGAAGAGAUCAUUCCCCUCUACCUCAAACAUGGAUUUUACUGGAGCAUCUGCAACACUACAGCUUUCACUCCGCGAUUGAUCACCUACUACAUGCUUAACUACUACGUCAAGUACAUCGAACUCAUCGACACUGUCUUCCUCGUCCUGAAAAAGAAGCCUCUCGCUUUCCUGCACGUCUUCCACCACGCCGCGACUGCGAUCCUGUGCUUCACUCAGCUCGAAGGAGAGACGUCUGUGCAAUGGGUCGUCAUCACCCUCAACCUCACUGUCCAUGUCAUUAUGUACUACUACUAUUAUGCGACUGCUGGUGGAGCCAAAAUCUGGUGGAAGAAAUACCUCACCACGAUGCAAAUCACACAAUUCGUCAUUGACCUGUUCAUCACCUACUUUGCCAGCUACCAGCACUUUGCACACAAGUACACCUCUCUACCUCAUGUCUCAGACUGCGCAGGUAGCGAGGGAGCUGCUCUUUUCGGCUGUGCUCUAUUGACCAGCUAUCUGUUCCUUUUCAUUGCGUGA
Messenger RNA from Kockovaella imperatae, 816 nucleotides. Its product is annotated as ELO family. NCBI's taxonomy places the organism in Eukaryota, Fungi, Basidiomycota, Tremellomycetes, Tremellales, Cuniculitremaceae. The transcript has 8 exons. The record is from RefSeq and is a predicted model, not a curated record. Gene Ontology annotation, biological process: sphingolipid biosynthetic process; fatty acid elongation, monounsaturated fatty acid; fatty acid elongation, saturated fatty acid. Bases 1 to 816 code for a protein of 271 amino acids. Gene Ontology annotation, molecular function: fatty acid elongase activity. Gene Ontology annotation, cellular component: endoplasmic reticulum membrane.